Messenger RNA from Brassica rapa (field mustard), 2820 nucleotides. RefSeq names its product serine/threonine-protein kinase D6PKL1. The record is from RefSeq and is a predicted model, not a curated record. Gene Ontology annotation, molecular function: ATP binding; protein kinase activity. Gene Ontology annotation, biological process: protein phosphorylation. NCBI's taxonomy places the organism in Eukaryota, Viridiplantae, Streptophyta, Magnoliopsida, Brassicales, Brassicaceae.
AUGGGUUCAUUUGCCGGAAAGUGUGAAAUCGUUGAAGAGAAAGAAGACCACCAAAACUCAUUUACAUACUCCACAAGAUCACCAAUCAUUCCACAUUCCGGUUCAAGCCUCGUUGACGACAAGGACCUGGAGCGACCGGUACUAAAACUAGGUUACAGAGGGUCACUAGAAGAUGAUAUCAACCAACUCUUCGAGUCUAUAAGCAUUCGAACAUCCGGAAUGAUUCCUUCUUACCAACUCGGUGCAACCAGUAGCAGUAGAAACAACAACGGUCCUUUGCAGCGUAAUGCUCGAUCACCAAGCAAGACAGUAGCUGAGAUUAAAACAGUCUUUGAACCACCAGCGACGUUAAAACAGUCUUUGAGAGAUUUAUGCGUCACAAAGGCAUCGGAAACAGCAGCUAGCAAACGGACGACUCCUAAGCCUAGCGGCAGAGCUGGUGAAGAAGGAAAAGCUGUUCUCGUCGAGUUACUAGACGAGGCUCAAAGAAGUUCAACAGAGAGUAGCAUAGCGCAGCAGCUACGUCUUCUUAAGAUACAUUCUUCGAGCCAAAGCUCUAUGUAUUGCGAUGAGAUGGUCUUAAAGAAAGACAAGAACUGGUCUCUUGAUGACGCGGAGUUGAGUAUGGCUAAGAGGAGCUUCGGUUCACUAAGAUCAGUGAACAAUAAGACAGUGGUUGGAUUGAAGUCAGUUAGGAAAGUGAAGCUGUUGUAUGCUAAUACACCGACUUCAACCAUAGUUAAUGGUAAGAGAGUGGCUAAGUUAACCAGAACCAUUCCACGUGGCGGUGGAGGAGCUAAACCGGCCCUAAGGAGUAAAGAUUCCUUGAAGAAGAAGAAAGAGGAUACAAAUGUGUAUGAUGAAGUAGAUGGCUUCUAUGAUCCCAUUGCAAAGGAGCUUCUCUGCCAUAGAUGCCAUUUCACUUUGAAGAACACUCCAACUAAAGACGAGCCUUCGAAAGAGUCUGUUCUUGAGCCGAAGACAAGUGUUAAGGAAGGAUGCUUAGAUGAAAUGGCUUCUGAUUUCUCCAGCUCAAGCUAUGAGAGCUCUCAUGAGAUCAGUGAGACCAAACUUGACAAGAAUAAGAUAAGAAGGUCUCUGGAAUUAUCGAAUCCAGAGACCUCUCAGGGCUCACUAGGGUUUGAAUUCGGUAGUAAAACCCUAGUGAAACGUGUUGAGGAAGAUAUUCUAUCCGGCAAAGAAGCUGAACAGAAGGAUUCUGUCUACAUGUCGGAACAGAGUGUGGAGAUUGGUUCUUUCAGUGAGAAAUCUGUUGUAAUGAAUCCAGAUAGUCCUCCGAACAAACUCAUCUUAGACAGAGCAGCCACUGAAGAUGUCAACGAGAACUCUGAAACCGAAAACAAAUACAACAGCUCAAGCACUAGCGAGGAAGAACAAGAACAAGGACAAAGCAGUGAUAUAAUUACAAGAUCUAGCUUCGGAAACAGACCACAUAUGUCUAAGGACGUGAGAUGGGAAGCUAUUCAGCAUAUAAGGGCACAGCACGGGCUCGGUUCAUUGGGACUUAGACAUUUCAAUCUUCUCAAAAAGCUCGGUUGUGGAGAUAUAGGAACUGUUUAUCUGGCUGAGCUCACGGGAACAAACUGCUUGUUCGCUAUAAAGGUGAUGGAUAAUGAGUUCUUGGAGAGAAGGAACAAGAUGUCUAGGGCGCAAACCGAGAAAGAUAUUCUCAAAAUGCUUGAUCACCCGUUUCUUCCGACGUUAUACGCUCACUUCGUUUCAGAUAACUUGUCUUGUCUGGUUAUGGAAUGUUGUCCGGGAGGUGACUUGCAUGUCCUAAGGCAGAAACAGCCCGGGAGGUGGUUUCCCGAACCAGCGGCUAGGUUCUACGUGGCAGAGGUGCUUCUUGCGUUGGAGUAUUUGCAUAUGUUAGGGGUUAUAUAUCGUGACUUGAAGCCAGAGAACAUUUUGGUACGUGACGAUGGACACAUUAUGGUAACAGAUUUUGAUCUCUCCUUAAGGUGUACCGUGAGUCCCACGCUUCUAAACUCAUCAUCUCCUCUCCAUGGAGAUGCCAUGAUGAGACUCUCUUCAGGUAGCCGCACUGGAUCUAGCUGCAUCGAGCCAUCUUGUUUCCGACCUAAACUCUCCCGCGGGAACAAGAAAAAAGCCAAACAACACCGUGUAAUGAUGAAAAAACUCAAAAAAUCCGACCUAACCGCGCGGUUCAAGUCGUUACCUCAGCUGGUCGCGGAACCGACAGAUGCGAGAUCAAACUCUUUUGUCGGAACACACGAGUAUCUCGCCCCCGAGAUCAUCAAAGGAGAAGGUCACGGCGCAGCGGUUGACUGGUGGACGUUUGGGAUCUUUCUAUACGAGUUGCUUUACGGGAAAACACCGUUCAAAGGAGCUAGUAAUGAAGAGACGAUAGCUAACGUUGUGCGUCAGAGCUUGAAGUUUCCUGAUAACCCUAACGUGAGUUUCCAAGCUAAGGAUCUUAUAAAAGGGUUGUUGGUUAAGGAGCCUGAGAACCGGUUAGGGACGGAGAAAGGAGCAGCGGAGAUAAAACGGCACGCGUUCUUCGAAGGAUUGAACUGGGCGUUGAUACGGUGUGCGAUACCGCCUGAGCUUCCGGAUUUUUAUGACUAUGGAGUACCGAAUCAUGAAGGGAAAAGUAAUUACUUGGAUUGCAAGGCAGUUGGGGAACAUCUUGAGUUUGAGUUAUUCUAGAAAGGACUGUUCAGUAAAGAGAGAUGCAGAAGCUUUCCGCAGCUUAAGCAUCUCUUCUAUCGCAGGUUAUGUAAUCACUUUGCGGGGAUUAUUAAUUUUAUUUUGUAAUGGUUUUGCUAAACAAUGUUG